CUUUUCCUUGAAGGAGCUAGCAGUAAAAGAAUGGACACCAGAGCAACAACUUGUUCUAGUAUUGUCAAGAAGAAUACCCAUCUCAUGGAUAUCCGUGAAGUAUCCAACGAAGAAGAUCAUCACCAUGAAGAAGAAGAAGAAGAAAACAUCAUUCAGAUCGAAAUACCCACUAAGACCGACAGACAAUCAAACCGACCCCCCAUUAAGCCACGAGAAGCCAAGAGGCAGCAGCAGCAGCAACAACAACAAAGGAGUUUUAACCGUCAGGUGUCGCUUGAAACGGGCUUUUCCGCCCUGAAUAGAGAAUCCAACACCAAAGAAGACCGAAAGAAGGUUCUCUCCAGAAGCGGGAAUAGCUUUGGUGGGUUCGGUUCUGCUAAUAGAAUCGACGGAAUAAGAAAACCAGCAGAUUUCAGCAUUUUCAGAACUAAAUCCAGUCUAGGAAAGCAAAAUUCCUUACUACCUUCUUCGUGGAAAGACAAUGAAGGAGAUGGAAAUGGAAAUGGCGGCCUUAGAGGACCUGAAGCGUCUGAUCAUAAUAAUAAUAAUAAUACUGUUCCUGCUGGAAGGUACUUUGCUGCACUUAGAGGACCUGAACUUGAUCAAAUCAAAGACUAUGAAGACAUUCUUCUUCCAAAAGAUGAGAUUUGGCCAUUCCUUCUAAGGUUCCCUAUUGGUUGCUUUGGUAUCUGUUUAGGUUUAAGCAGCCAAACCAUUCUAUGGCAAGCCAUGGCUACGAGCCCGUCGAUGGCCUUCCUUCACAUUACUCCGUUCAUAAACCUCGCACUAUGGCUUCUAUCUCUUUUGGUUCUUGUCUCCGUUUCAAUCACCUAUAUGUUGAAAUGUGUCUACUAUUUCGAGGCCGUCAGGCGAGAAUAUUUCCACCCAGUACGUGUCAACUUCUUCUUCGCUCCGUGGAUUGUCUGCAUGUUUUUGGUAAUAGGGGCCCCAAAGAUGUUGUUCCCUGGACCACCUCACCCUGCGGUUUGGUGUGUUUUCAUGGGUCCUGUUUUCUGUUUGGAGUUGAAAAUUUAUGGGCAAUGGUUAUCCGGGGGAAAGAGGAGGCUUAGUAAGGUGGCGAAUCCUUCUUCCCAUUUGUCUGUGGUUGGGAACUUUGUUGGGGCUAUAUUGGCUGCUAAGGUAGGGUGGGAGGAGCCUGCAAAGUUCUUGUGGGCGGUUGGAUUCGCUCAUUACUUGGUGGUGUUUGUCACUCUGUAUCAGAGACUUCCCACAAGCGAAGCCUUGCCAAAAGAGCUUCACCCGGUUUAUUGUAUGUUCAUCGCAGCUCCCUCUGCCGCCAGCAUCGCUUGGGAGACUAUUUAUGGUGAAUUUGAUGGGUGCUCGAGGACUUGUUACUUCAUAGCUCUGUUCCUCUAUGUUUCUCUUGUUGUUCGCAUCAACUUCUUCUGGGGUUUCAGGUUUUCAGUGGCAUGGUGGUCUUAUACCUUUCCAAUGACAACUGCAUCUCUAGCUACCAUAAAGUAUGCAGAACAAGUAGAUUCGGUAAUAAGCAAGGGACUUGCACUUACCUUAUCAUUCAUGUCAUCGACAAUGGUGUCAUCAUUGCUCGUCUCGACCCUCCUUCAUGCGUUUGUUUGGAGGACAUUGUUCCCCAAUGAUCUUGCAAUUGCCAUAACAAAAAAGAGAGUAGUAGUAGGGAAGGAAAAUAAGGAGAAGGAGAAAAAACCUGCCACAAAAAAAACUUAUGAUAUUCGUCGAUGGGCAAAGCAAUCGCCUCUCAACUUUGUUUCAUCCAUAACAAAGCACAAUCAGGGAAACGACAAGGACUCCUCCCAUGGAUGAAGAACAUAUGAUGAAUUGGAUGAAGUAUAGAAUAAAACAUUGACAGUAAGUAGCCUUUUCUGCAUUUUAUUGAGAAUUGGAUGGAGUUUUACAAUGUGAAAAUAUGAAACUAAAGUUAUGUACUUGUGUUUGGUAUUCGAC
This is a messenger RNA of Impatiens glandulifera, 1944 nucleotides long. Its product is annotated as guard cell S-type anion channel SLAC1. Bases 31 to 1803 code for a protein of 590 amino acids. The transcript is spliced from 2 exons. Gene Ontology annotation, biological process: stomatal closure; transmembrane transport; intracellular monoatomic ion homeostasis. Gene Ontology annotation, molecular function: voltage-gated monoatomic anion channel activity. Gene Ontology annotation, cellular component: membrane. Lineage: Eukaryota; Viridiplantae; Streptophyta; Magnoliopsida; Ericales; Balsaminaceae. The record is from RefSeq and is a predicted model, not a curated record.